AUCCCAUUUCACACACCUUGAGACCAAACACAAACAUAUUACUGCUCACUAUAACCUAAUAGUGGAGUUGUUGAAAGAGAAAACAAAAAUGGAGGUAGCAUUCCCUAUUAUUGACUUGUCCACAAUCAAUGGUGAGGAGAGAGGAGCCACCAUGGACAUGAUCAAAGAUGCUUGUGAGAAUUGGGGUUUCUUUGAGCUGAUGAACCAUGGAAUAUCUCAUGAACUGAUGGACACUGUGGAGAAACUAACAAAUGAGCACUACAAAAAGUGCAUGAAGGAAAGGUUCAAAGAAAUGGUGACAAGUAAAGGUCUUAAAGUUGUUCAAUCUGAGAUAACUGGCAUGGAUUGGGAAAGCACUUUCUUCUUGCGCCACUUGCCUGAAUCAAACCUUUAUGAAAUUCUUGAUCUUGAAGAUGAUUACAGGAAGGUGAUGAAACAAUUUGCAGUGGAGUUGGAGAAGCUGCCAGAGAAACUUUUAAAAAUAUUGUGUGAGAAUCUUGGGUUGGAACAGGGUUACCUGAAGAAAGUGUUUUAUGGUUCCAAAGGGCCAACUUUUGGUACCAAAGUUAGCAACUAUCCUCUAUGCCUUAAACCAAACCUAAUCAAGGGGCUAAGGGCUCACACUGAUGCUGGUGGAAUCAUAUUACUCUUCCAAGACGACAAGGUCAGUGGGCUUCAACUCCUCAAGGAUGACCAAUGAAUUGAUGUCCCUUCAUUGAAACACUCCAUUGUCAUCAACCUUGGUGACCAACUUGAGGUGAUCAGCAAUAUCAAGUACAAGAGUGUGAUGCACCGUGUGCUGGCUCAAACAGAUAGGACCCGAAUGUCUAUUGCUUCCUGUUACAACCGUGAAAGUGAUGUUGUUUUAUAUCCAGCACCUGCUUUGGUAGACAAAGAAGCUGAGAAACCUAUUGUGUACCCGAAAUUCAUGUUCGAGGACUACAUGAAGGUUUACCCUUCCCUGAAGUUCGAAAACAAUGAGCCAAGGAUCGAAGCCAUGAAGACCAUGGAAUCCAUUGUUAGCUUGGGUCCUAUUGCAACUGUUUGAAUCACCCAUUUAGAUCAAUGGGUUUAAUAUAUAUUUUAUUUUUUUUUAUAAAAUAAGUAUGAUAAAUGUUCUGAUGGAUCCAUCAUGUUAUAUUAUGGAAGCUUUGUAGUUUGACUAAGCUACUAAGAGUUCCACAAUGAACCCUGAUAGUGGUUUAUAUAUAUGAUACUAAUAAAUUUCCCUGAAAUCAUUUUACA
This is a messenger RNA of Gossypium raimondii (Peruvian cotton), 1245 nucleotides long. RefSeq names its product 1-aminocyclopropane-1-carboxylate oxidase-like. Lineage: Eukaryota; Viridiplantae; Streptophyta; Magnoliopsida; Malvales; Malvaceae. The coding region runs from base 89 to 700 and encodes 203 amino acids. The record is from RefSeq and is a predicted model, not a curated record. The transcript is spliced from 3 exons.